CUCCAGACAGACAAUGUGUGACCUAAGCUGUUUCAGCGUGCUGAUAACUGGUGCCAACCGUGGGCUGGGGUUGGAGUUUGUCAGGCAAUUGCUGCAAUUAUCCAAGCCUCCCCAAAUGUUGUUUGCAACCUGCAGGAAUCCCUCUAAAGCCCAGGAACUUCAAAAGCUCAAGGCUCAACACUCCAAUGUUCAGAUCCUCUCCUUGGAUGUGGAGAGUAUUAUUUCUAUCCAAGAGGCCUCAGUGUUUGUCAAGGACCAACUGAAGGGCUUAGGGCUGAACUUACUCAUCAACAAUGCUGGAAAUGCCAUUGCCAAUACCAUCUACUCUGAGUCAGAAGAAAGCAUGCACCUGCUGUACCAGAUUCAUGUUGUUGGUAACCUGAAGAUGAGCCAGAUAUUCCUGCCCUUGUUGAAGGAGGCUGCUCAAAGAGGCCCUCAGGAUAGUCUCAGCUGUAACCGGGCUGCUAUUAUCAACAUUUCUAGUUCUGCAGGUUCUAUAACAGAAGUUUUGGGCUGGGAAUAUGGUCAUUGUUUGUCCUAUCGCUGCAGUAAGGCUGCCCUGAACAUGCUCACCCGGUGCCAAGCUCUGGCCCUUAAAGAAGAAGGCAUCCUGUGCACUGCUCUUCACCCUGGCUGGGUUCAGACAGAUAUGGGCAAUUCUUCAGCUUUUGUGACUACUUUGAAGAAAGAAGAAUCGGUGCAAGGCAUGCUGAGGGUCCUCUCUACACUUUCGGAGGAGCAUUCAGGGGGUUUCUACAGUUGGGAGGGAAAGGCAUUGUCUUGGUGAAGUUACAGCAAGUUGGGAGGCCGUGAUAGAGAUCUAACUCCAGUUAUCAUCCAUGCCUUUCUAUC
Dromiciops gliroides (monito del monte) is the source of this 852-nucleotide messenger RNA. RefSeq names its product C-factor-like. Lineage: Eukaryota; Metazoa; Chordata; Mammalia; Microbiotheria; Microbiotheriidae. The transcript has 6 exons. The record is from RefSeq and is a predicted model, not a curated record. Bases 14 to 787 code for a protein of 257 amino acids.